Messenger RNA from Gryllus bimaculatus (two-spotted cricket), 979 nucleotides. Lineage: Eukaryota; Metazoa; Arthropoda; Insecta; Orthoptera; Gryllidae. The record is from the annotation of a GenBank genome assembly.
AUGAUGCAGAGAGGCGAACCGGAGCGCUUCGCACAACGCCCAACAGACACCUACGCCGGCGUCUCCAAAAAAACUCGACUCUCUAGUCACUCCCAGAUUACACGAUUGGAUACUGAUAUGCUGUAUACUGCUACCGCAAAAACUAUGUCAAAGGCUGUCCACCCCCGUGAAGAUAGAGACUUUUGGGCUGAUAGUUCUAGUUCAAACUUGGAUUCGGACAGUGACAGUGACGAGACAGAGCCUGUGGCAGAUAAGUGGGAAUGUGUGCGAUGUAAGGUUAAAUCCAUUCCUUUGGCCACGUAUUGCCUCAGAUGCUUCCAGUUGCGGAAGAGUUACUUUCCUGAACGUCCAAAGCGGAAGCACCCGCAUCUGAGGAAGAGGUCUGCGUCUUCGCCACCGGGCCCUUCUUUGGCAGAUGCGCCAUCAAACGUGCUAGAUUUGGAGCAAGCACAGUCCUCAGGAAGCCAGACAGCUGGCAAGCUCGAAAAGGGAGACAAUGGCGUGAGCAAUAAGCAACUUGCACAUGAGUGCCCUAGCACUUCCCAAAGCUCUUCCCUAAUGCUGCAGGUGGAGGGGCAGGACUCGGCCCCUCCAGAUGAACCAGAUAGAGAGUUACUUUCCCCCAAAUCUGAGCUCUGUCCUAUGUGUGUCGAUAGACCAAAAGAUGGUGCUGUCAUUCACAGUAAGACUGUGCACAUUUUGUACUGUUACCAAUGUGCACUGAAAGCAUGGAACAAAACAAAAAAGUGUCCAAUGUGUAACAACAGACCACAUGAUGUUUUAAAGUUAAUUUUUGGUUAAAGAUAGUAUUAAUGUAUAACUGCAUUUGGCCUUGUAAUAAAAAAAAAAUCAAAAGUUUUUGCAUCAGUAAGAGAUCUUCCAUAAUGUAUUGCGGGAUUAUUUUUGAGAUCGAACUGAAAUCAAGUAAUCCCUUUAAAUUUCCCUGAGUCCUUUUCUGAUAUGUACAUUCAGCACAGGG